Molecule: messenger RNA, 3898 nt
Organism: Condylura cristata (star-nosed mole)
Lineage: Eukaryota; Metazoa; Chordata; Mammalia; Eulipotyphla; Talpidae
Gene: UNK
Product: unkempt family zinc finger
Exons: 18
Coding region: 557-2890 (777 amino acids)
Biological process (GO): cell morphogenesis involved in neuron differentiation
Molecular function (GO): metal ion binding; mRNA CDS binding
Source: RefSeq, a predicted model, not a curated record
AAUAAUAAAAGGGGAGCGGCGAAGAGGCAGGAAGACAGGACCAUGUCGAAGGGCCCCGGGCCCGGCGGCUCCGCAUCUUCCUCGGCGCCCCCGGCCGCUACCGCUCAGGUGCUGCAGGCACAGCCCGAGAAACCGCAGCACUACACCUGUGUUAGAUACUAAAGAAGGCUUCCCCACAAUCCAUAUGCAUCUGCUUUGACUGGUGUUUCUGUCAACUACAAAGACUUUUUGGUGAGGGCAGCUGGACAACUCUGAGAGCAACUUAGAGAAAUCCAUCUUGGGCACACUCUAUAAAGGAGCUCCUUCUCUGGAAAUAGCACCCCAGAUAAGUGCACAAAAGCAAGACACCCUCGUGGACCUACUUCCUCCCGCUUUCAACACCCUGCUGCCUGAAGCUAUGCUUGAUACUAAAGGCGGUUUCCCUACAUAGACAUCUUCUGUAUUUUGAAAUUGCAACUAUGGACAGUUUGGCUAAUCCUUAUAGAUUGUCUUCUCUCCUUUUAACAUCUUGGAUGAAUUUGGGCACACUAAUGUGUUAUGUGAAGAUGGAUGUUGAAUGUACCUGAAGGAGUUCCGCACGGAGCAGUGUCCGCUCUUCGUGCAACACAAAUGCACACAGCAUCGGCCCUACACCUGCUUCCACUGGCACUUUGUGAAUCAGCGGCGCCGCCGGUCCAUCCGCCGUCGGGACGGCACGUUCAACUAUAGCCCCGACGUCUACUGCACCAAGUACGACGAGGCCACGGGCCUCUGCCCGGAGGGCGACGAGUGCCCGUUCCUGCACAGGACCACAGGGGACACCGAGCGCAGGUACCACCUGCGCUACUACAAAACUGGAAUCUGCAUCCACGAGACGGACUCGAAAGGCAACUGCACCAAAAACGGCCUGCACUGUGCGUUUGCCCACGGGCCCCAUGACCUCCGCUCCCCGGUCUACGACAUCAGGGAGCUCCAGGCCAUGGAGGCGUUGCAGAACGGCCAGACCACAGUCGAGGGCAGCAGCAUCGAGGGCCAGUCAGCCGGGGCCGCGAGCCACGCCAUGAUAGAGAAGACCCUCAGCGAGGAGCCGCGGUGGCAAGAGACCACGUACGUGUUGGGGAACUAUAAGACGGAGCCGUGCAGGAAACCCCCGAGGUUGUGCCGCCAGGGCUACGCUUGCCCGUACUACCACAACAGCAAGGACCGACGGCGGAGCCCCCGGAAGCACAAAUACAGGUCAUCACCAUGUCCGAACGUCAAGCACGGGGAUGAGUGGGGAGACCCCGGCAAGUGUGAGAACGGGGACGCCUGCCAGUACUGCCACACCCGCACGGAACAGCAGUUCCACCCGGAGAUCUACAAGUCUACCAAGUGCAACGACAUGCAGCAGUCAGGCAGCUGUCCCCGCGGGCCCUUCUGCGCCUUCGCCCACGUAGAACAGCCCCCCCUCAGUGACGACCUGCAGCCCUCCUCCGCCGUGUCCAGCCCCACACAGCCGGGCCCCGUCUUGUACAUGCCGUCUGCUGCCGGAGACUCGGUGCCCGUGAGCCCCUCCAGCCCGCAUGCCCCUGACCUCAGUGCCCUCCUCUGUCGAAACAGCAGCCUAGGCAGCCCGUCCAACCUCUGCGGCUCCCCGCCGGGCUCCGUCAGGAAGCCCCCCAACCUGGAAGGCAUCGUUUUUCCCGGGGAGCCCGGCCUCGCCCCUGGCAGCUAUAAGAAGGCACCCGGCUUCGAGAGGGAAGACCAGGUGGGAGCCGAGUACCUGAAAAAUUUCAAAUGCCAGGCCAAGUUAAAAGCCCACUCGCUAGAACCCAGGAGUCAAGAGCAGCCUCUGCUUCAGCCUAAGCAGGACGUGCUGGGCAUCCUCCCCGUGGGCAGCCCCCUGACCUCAAGCAUCUCUUCUAGCAUCACCUCCAGCUUGGCAGCUACUCCCCCUAGCCCAGCGGGCACCAGCAGCGUCCCUGGCAUGAACGCCAAUGCUCUGCCCUUCUACCCCACCAGCGACACGGUAGAGUCCGUCAUAGAGUCUGCCCUCGAUGACCUGGACCUGAACGAGUUUGGGGUGGCCGCCCUGGAGAAGACGUUUGACAACAGCGCAGCACCCCACCCGGGCAGCAUCACCAUCGGCGGCAGUUUGCUGCAGAGCUCUGCGCCCGUCAACAUCCCCGGCUCCUUGGGCAGCUCGGCCUCCUUCCAUUCGGCCUCCCCCUCCCCUCCUGUCAGUCUCUCCUCACAUUUCCUGCAGCAGCCCCAGGCCCACCUGAGCCAGUCAGAAAACACAUUUCUGGGGACCUCGGCAUCACACGGGUCUUUGGGUCUGAAUGGGAUGAACAGCAGCAUAUGGGAGCAUUUUGCCUCUGGAAGCUUCUCCCCGGGCACAUCCCCUGCCUUCCUGUCAGGGCCGGGGGCUGCUGAGCUGGCCCGGCUGCGGCAAGAGCUGGAGGAAGCCAAUGGCACCAUCAAGCAGUGGGAGGAGUCCUGGAAGCAGGCUAAGCAGGCCUGUGAUGCCUGGAAGAAGGAGGCUGAGGAGGCUGGUGAGCGGGCCAGCGUGGCCGGCGCCGAGUGUGAGCUGGCCCGGGAGCAGCGGGACGCGCUGGAGGUUCAGGUGAAGAAGCUGCAGGAGGAGCUGGAGCGGCUGCACUCGGGCCCCGACCCGCAGGCCCUGCCCGCCUUCUCCGACCUGGAGGCCCUGUCGCUCUCCACCCUCUACUCUCUCCAGAAGCAGCUACGGGCCCACCUGGAGCAAGUGGAUAAGGCCGUGUUCCACAUGCAGUCGGUGAAAUGCCUUAAGUGUCAGGAGCAGAACCGAGCGGUGCUGCCGUGCCAACACGCCGUGCUGUGCGAGCUCUGUGCCGAGGGCAGCGAGUGCCCUGUCUGCCAGCCGGGCCGGGCCCACGCCCUCCAGUCGUGACCCCGCAGGCCUGGCCCGGCCCGGCCCACCCCCCACUAGGACUUUUUAAAGUAUAUAUAUGUAUGUAUGUAUGUAUGUAUGUAUGUAUGUAUGUAUAUGUAUAUGACCAUGGAUAUGUAUACAUCCGUGCGCGUGCGGAGUGCGAGCUGGCCAGUGUGUGACAGUGUCCGUGUGUAUAUCUGUAUGUAGAUAUAGACACACACUCUAAAACAGACUUAUCACCAAGCACUUUUUAAAAGAAGACAAGCCUAUUUUGCAGUCCGGCCCAGCCCCUCCCCACCUCUCACCGCAGAGACGAGCCCCUCUGCCCCACCAGGUUGGCAGGGAGUCUGUCUCUGUCUCUUUUUUAUGUAGGAACUAACUAUUUUUAACUUCUUCCGGGGGCCUGAGAGGGCAGUUGGGAAGCCCAAGGCCGCGGGCCCGGCAGCCUUCAGGGCGGGGUCCCAGCCAGCCUGGCACCUCGGCCCCAAACGCGCUGGUGCGGGCUGGCCCCGUCCGCCCGGCCCGGCCCGCGGGGCUCCUGAGGGGCAGGGCCGGGCCUCACCCCAUGGGCGCCUGAGGCCCGGCGCCCAGUGCUCUCCCUGGCCCCCGGCCGGCCCUGGCUGGCCGCCCUCCCCCUGGCAGCUAGCAGGCAUUGGUGGGGAGUGCGGACUGCGGGGACCAAGGGCGCGGCCGGCAGGCCCGUGCAUCCCUCGGUGCUCUGAGCGCAGCUGACGCCCUGCGGCGGCGCCGUGUGCAUGUGUGCGUGCCUGUCCGGUGUAUGUUGUGUCUUAGCUUCCAUUUAAAAACUGUUCUGUACAGACAUGCAGCGGGGCGGGAGGGCAGCGCAGGCGGAGGGGAGCCGCCCACUCCCGCUCUGGGGCCGGGCGGAGCAAGAGGGCUGCAGGGGCCGCCCAGCCCGCGUCCCUUGGGCUCAGCACGAAAGGGCUUUCAAUGAAUUAAGCGAAAACUUUUUUUACAAAAAUGCAAAAAUCAACAAAGCUCCAAACCUAUUGGAAAUAAAAUAUG